Molecule: messenger RNA, 4092 nt
Organism: Talaromyces rugulosus
Lineage: Eukaryota; Fungi; Ascomycota; Eurotiomycetes; Eurotiales; Trichocomaceae
Exons: 14
Coding region: 1-4092 (1363 amino acids)
Biological process (GO): transmembrane transport
Cellular component (GO): membrane
Molecular function (GO): ABC-type transporter activity; ATP binding; ATP hydrolysis activity
Source: RefSeq, a predicted model, not a curated record
AUGAACUCCAACUCCUCGAGCACGUUAGAUCUCGAACACGGCAGAUCAGAAAUUCGGAAAAGAUUGACUGUGACAUUUCGUGGCCUAAAUGUCCACGUCACAGCACCCGAUGCAGCUUUGGGCGAGACUUUGUUGUCAGUGGCAGAUCCCCGGCAGCUGUUAAGUGUAUUCCGCAGAAACGAAAGACCGAAAAGGACCAUACUCAAGGACAUUACUGGUCAGGUCAGACCGGGUGAAAUGAUGCUUGUUCUAGGGCGACCUGGAUCUGGUUGCACGUCGCUUUUACGCACCCUUUCCAAUGACCGAGAUUCCUUCGACGAAGUGGUUGGCGAAAUUCGGUAUGGAAGCAUGAACCACAAAGAGGCAAAAAGGUUCCGGCAGCAAAUAAUGUUUAAUAACGAAGAUGACAUACAUUUCCCAACUCUGACAGUUAAUCGGACGAUGAAAUUUGCGUUGCGGACAAAAGUUCCUCGCGAACGACCGGAAUAUUUGCAAAAUGAGAAGGAGUUUGUUCAACAGAAACGAGAUGGAAUCUUAGAGUCACUUGGUAUUCCACAUACCAGGAAGACAUUGGUGGGAAAUGAGUUUAUUCGUGGGGUUUCUGGAGGGGAGAGAAAACGAGUAUCUCUGGCUGAGGUGAUGGCUGGACAGAGUCCUGUUCAAUUUUGGGAUAACCCCACUCGAGGCUUAGACUCCAAGACAGCCGUUGAAUUUUCACGCAUGCUAAGGCGAGAAGCAGAUGAAAAUAGCAAAACCAUCAUCGCCACAAUGUAUCAGGCCGGAAACGGUAUCUACGAUGAAUUCGAUAAAAUCCUAGUCCUGGCGGACGGUCGAGUUACCUAUUAUGGUCCCCGCCAUUUGGCACGAGAAUAUUUUGAAGGUCUGGGAUUUGCGUGUCCUAAAGGGGCAAACGUUGCCGAUUUUCUCACUUCCGUAACAGUACUCACCGAGCGAAUUGUCCUUCCUGGAAUGGAAGGCAAGGUGCCCAAUACUGCCGCAGAAUUUGAGACUGCUUAUCGCCAGAGCGCAAUCUAUACAAAGAUGAUCGAUGACAUUGUGGAACCGGAUAAACUAGGCGACGAGAAGGAUGACAUUAUCAUGGCGGUCAGCAAUGAAAAGAAAAAAGCCCAUAUCCCGCGUCCCCAGAGCGCCUAUACUGUUAAUCUUUGGGAUCAAGUUAUCGCUUGCACAAUUCGUCAAUUCCAAAUCAUGAUAGGAGACAAGCUCUCACUCGGAAUCAAAAUUGCAUCUGCUAUCAUUCAGGCACUUGUGUGUGGUAGCUUGUUCUACAAUCUGCCGCUUGACAGUUCGUCCGUUUUUCUGCGGCCGGGGGUACUUUUCUUCCCAGUCUUGUAUUUUUUACUCGAGUCACUUGGCGAAACAACUGGCGCUUUUAUGGGUCGUCCAAUUCUAUCUCGCCAGAAACGGUUUGGUUUUUACCGUCCAACAGCCGUUUGUAUUGCCAAUGCCAUCACAGACAUCCCUAUUGUCUUUGCGCAGGUCUCCUGCUUCUCGUUGAUUCUCUACUUCAUGGCUUCGCUUCAGAAAGAUGCCGGGAAAUUCUUUACCUUUUGGAUUAUCGUCUCUGUGAAUACGCUCUGUUCGAUGCAACUUUUCCGAGCCGUUGGUGCCGUAUGCAGGAAAUUUGGGAAUGCAUCCAAGAUAUCGGGGCUACUCUCCACCAUAUUCUUUGUAUAUGGAGGCUACCUGAUCCCGUUCGAGAAAAUGCACGUCUGGUUUCGCUGGAUAUUCUACCUCAAUCCCGGCGCUUACGCGUUUGAAGCACUGAUGGCCAACGAAUUUAGCGGACUUGAACUCAAAUGCGUAGAGCCGGACUACAUUCCUUACGGACCUGGAUACUCGAGCACCGUGUCUCCAUCUCGCGGUUGCUCUGUAGUCGGCAGCAACGAGAACGGCAUCAUCGACGGGGCAACCUACGCACGAGAGCAGUAUCACUACUCCUCGCAUCACAUAUGGCGUAGCUUCGGCGUUAUUGUGGGCAUGUGGAUAUUUUUUAUCUUCUUGACUUCUGUUGGCUUUGAACUGAGGAAUAGUCAGACCGGUUCGUCGGUUUUAUUAUACAAACGUGGGAGUGAGAAGCGACAGUCCACUUCGAUGGAAGACAAAAACAAUCGAGAGCCUAGUACUGAUGCAGGGCUUUCUUUGACAAAGGAUUUGAAACAAUCCACGUUUUCCUGGAACAAUUUGGAUUACCAUGUCCCUUUCCAUGGGCAGAAAAAGCAGUUGUUAGAUCAGGUGUUUGGAUUUGUUAAACCGGGGAAUUUGGUGGCCUUGAUGGGCUGCUCUGGUGCUGGAAAGACGACAUUGCUAGACGUAUUAGCCCAGCGCAAAGACAGCGGCGAAAUUUACGGGUCCAUCUUAAUCGACGGGCGCCCACAAGGGCUAAGUUUCCAGCGAACUACAGGAUAUUGCGAACAGAUGGAUGUCCAUGAAGCCAGUGCUACUGUAAAAGAAGCACUUGUCUUUUCGGCAAUUCUCCGACAACCAGCGUCGGUUCCUCAGCAAGAGAAGCUUGAAUAUGUCGACCAUAUCAUCAAUCUCCUGGAAUUAACAGAUAUUCAAGAUGCUCUUAUUGGAGCUCCCGGGGCCGGUUUGAGCAUCGAACAACGAAAGAGGGUUACACUGGGUGUUGAGCUGGUGGCGAAACCCACGUUACUCUUCUUAGAUGAGCCUACAUCAGGCUUAGAUGGACAAUCAGCGUACAACAUCAUCCGCUUCUUGAGAAAGCUUGUCAAUGGUGGCCAAGCAGUCCUCUGCACCAUCCAUCAGCCCUCGGCUGUGCUAUUUGACGCAUUUGACUCGUUGCUUCUCCUUGCCAAAGGUGGAAAGAUGGCUUAUUUUGGUGAAACCGGUCAAGAGUCUGCACAAGUGCUAGACUACUUCGCUAAAAAUGGCGCCCCUUGCCCUCCAGAUUCCAAUCCAGCAGAACACAUUGUAGAGGUUAUCCAGGGUAAUGCGGAACAAAACAUUGAUUGGGUCGAUGUGUGGAAUCGGUCGGAAGAGCGCCGGCGUGUGAUCACUGAGUUGGAAGAACUCAAUAACAAAAGCAGAGCCGACACAAAAGAAGAAAGCGAAGAAAGUCAAUCGGACUAUGCAACAUCUCAUUGGUUCCAGUUUUGCACGGUUCUGAAGAGAAUCAUGGUUCAGCUCUGGCGGUCACCUGAUUAUAUGUGGAAUAAAAUUAUUCUCCAUAUCUUUGCAGCUCUCUUCAGUGGUUUCACAUUUUGGAAGAUGGGAAACAGCUCUUUUGAUCUGCAACUCCGUCUAUUUGCCAUCUUCAAUUUCAUUUUCGUUGCUCCCGGGUGUAUCAACCAAAUGCAGCCAUUUUUCUUGCACAAUCGCGAUAUUUUCGAGACUCGGGAGAAAAAGUCCAAAACAUAUCAUUGGGUAGCAUUUAUUGGUGCACAAGUGGUAUCCGAGAUUCCUUAUUUGAUCCUCUGUGCCACAGUCUACUUCGUUUGCUGGUAUUACACAGCUGGCUUUCCCAGCACAUCCAGUGUUGCCGGACAAGUUUAUCUCCAAAUGAUCUUCUACGAAUUCUUGUAUACCUCACUCGGGCAAGCCAUUGCGGCCUACGCACCCAACGAAUAUUUUGCUGCCAUCAUGAACCCCGUCAUCAUCGGCGCCGGAUUGAUCAGUUUUUGCGGUGUCGUGGUCCCUUAUUCCCAGAUGCAACCCUUCUGGCGGUACUGGCUCUACUAUCUCGAUCCAUUCACCUACCUGGUCGGCGGACUCCUCGGCGGAGUUCUAUGGGACGUCAAAGUCGACUGUGCAGCCUCAGAGCUGGUUCAUUUUAGCGUUUCGUCCCUGAAUCAGACAUGCGGCGAGUAUAUGGCGGAUUUCUUGGCCACGCAGACUGGGUAUCUCGUUGAUCCGCAGUCAACUUCGACGUGCUCAUUCUGCCAGUACGAGACCGGGGCGGAUUAUGCAAAGACUUUCAAUUUGACGGAGAAGUACUAUUCUUGGCGAGACACUGGCAUCACGGCGUUGUUUUGCAUCAGCUCGUAUUCUUGUGUCUUUGUCAUGAUGAAGUUGAGGAGUAAAAAGACGAAGAGUGCGAGGUCCGAAUAA